AUGCUGACCUACCCGUUGUAUCUGUGUUGCUUUGUGCUACUCGUUAGCACUUUCCAAGUAAAAGGUGGAGAAGAGCACAAGUUGAAGCUACGAAGCCUCCAGAAGAUCAAGGAAGAUAGUGAGGACUUUCAGAGCAGUGUGCAGCUCAGUGAACCCGAUGCUGAGGGUCAUGUGACUAUCAGCGGUGAUCUCAAACAACAUGUGACCCUGGACAACGAAUGGAAAGUUAACCUCACAGUUUAUCGCACGGACAGUCUUGAUGAAGAAUAUGUCAAGUUCAAGGAACUGCCUCUAAUGGGCACCUGCCAAUUGAUGUCCUCCUACUACAAGAACUUUUUCUAUGAGAAACUAAAAGAUUAUUCGAACGCUCCCCAUCCAGACAACUGUCCGUUGUCGCCGCAGGAUUACUAUCUCAAGGACUAUCCCUUAGAUUCAUCAAAGUUCAAGAAGUUUCUUACACCUGGCUACUAUCGGGUGACUAUCAAGAUGCUCAAGGAAAAUGAGGUUAAGCUGGAAUAUGUGGCAGACUUGCUAGAGGAGUAAAUUUUGCUCAAAUACAGCAUACAUUUAUUGUAAUUGAAUCAAUAAAUAGUUAAACUACUUGUAGUUUGACAUCUGCUUCAA
Molecule: messenger RNA, 624 nt
Organism: Drosophila innubila
Lineage: Eukaryota; Metazoa; Arthropoda; Insecta; Diptera; Drosophilidae
Gene: CheA87a
Exons: 2
Coding region: 1-543 (180 amino acids)
Source: RefSeq, a predicted model, not a curated record